Mytilus californianus (California mussel) is the source of this 1467-nucleotide messenger RNA. RefSeq lists its product as uncharacterized. The transcript has 5 exons. Bases 184 to 525 code for a protein of 113 amino acids. Lineage: Eukaryota; Metazoa; Mollusca; Bivalvia; Mytilida; Mytilidae. The record is from RefSeq and is a predicted model, not a curated record.
GGCUUUGACAGAAAUCUUUUUGUUAUAAACCCACAGAAUGUGUACAUUGUUCAAUUAAAUAUUACGAUGAGAAAUUUUUGGCCGAUCUUUUAAAUUAGUAAAUGGUGUAUUACCUAAAGAUGGGUAUAUGACGUGGAAAAAAAAACAUAUGAUAAAUGACAUCAUAGUAUUUAAACUUACAAAAUGGAACUAUCAACACUUUCACCUGAACUGGAAAGAAACAAAUCAGAAAUGGAAAAUGAACUUCUAAUUAAACUUGGAGUCAAGAAAGAAGAGUUUGACUGGCAUCCGGAUAUCAUAGACCGUAAAUCAGAACGUCCCAAGUCAAGUAUUCAUAUUGAGUAUCCUUUGGAUAUCAAAGUUGGACGACCGAAAAAUAAUACAACAGAACAGAAUCGUAAUCCAUGGUAUUGUAACAACCAAGCUCUCAGGCAAAUGACAAUGGUUUCAAGACACGGCCCAAGAAGUCUAUAUUUCAACAAACAUCGAACAAUGUCAAACACUGUCAAUAUUCUUCGUAUUUAGUAAAUUAUAUAUACUAGUACUCAUAUGUUAUUAUUGUUAAUGGUACAUAAGCUUUGAUAACUAAAUUGUUAAUGCACCUGUACACCGGCGAAUCGAGACCUGUAACUCUUAGUAAUAAUCUUUUUUCAAAGCCCAAUAUUCAUACAAAAAAUGACACUUAAAUCUUAAUCUUUGCUUGCAUAUUGGUGGGGUAUAUGAGAAUCGCGUUCUUUCAAUCACUGGCGCUUGGUUGCAUAGACCCUCUUUUUGAUUGUCUUCCAUUUUUUAAUAUUUUAACUUCUUUUCACUGAUUUAAUGUGUUCUCUCUUAUCCAUAAGAUAUUACGAUAAGCUUAUAUUUGCUGCCCUUUUAUAAAUCUACAAAUUUCAACAAAUAAAUCAUUUAUUCACGUCUCUUCAGGAAAAAAAUUCGAAAAGAAAAGUUUAUCAUAAUACAAAUGUAUUUAUUAUUUUCAAGAUUCUCUGAAAAAUCGUUAGUUUGGUAUAUAGUUUUGAACAGUCUUCCAAAUCAUAUCCCAUUGAAUUAGCCUUGGUGAGUUUAUUAUACCCCGCAAUUUUGAAGCGGGUGUUAUAGUGAACCGUUCGUCCCGCUUUUUGUCUCCACUGCUGCAGGCAUCGGUUUCCAGUACCACAUGAAACAAUUUUGUGAAACUUUCACAGAAUAUUCACCGACUCUCUUCUCCCCUAUAACUAUUGAGCCCAAGUGCAUCUUCAAUAAUGGCCACUCUCCAACAUUGUAGACUAUAAUAUACUAGUAAUUCAUGACUAAAAUCUCGUAUUGCUGAUAUUUUUUGUUGAGAUUCACUUUAUCUGCUAUAGUUUUUGCCCAAACCACAAAAAUGGAAAAAAUCAUCAUUCAAGGACAGUUACUCCUACAAGAGCAAUUUUGACAAUCUUGACCCAUUUGUCGAUCUUGUCUUGCUGAUUUCCUUUAGAGUUUAUA